Molecule: messenger RNA, 1201 nt
Organism: Bombyx mori (domestic silkworm)
Lineage: Eukaryota; Metazoa; Arthropoda; Insecta; Lepidoptera; Bombycidae
Exons: 4
Coding region: 195-1043 (282 amino acids)
Source: RefSeq, a predicted model, not a curated record
AGAGGAACUCCGGGGUGCGCGCCGCGGAUUAUUCGAUUGAGUCGCGAGACGCGGGCGCUGGCCUGUCGCGAUCGCGACGAAAAAAAAAGUACAGAUCGGACAAAUACAGAAGUGUCAGUCGUGCUCUGUUGCUCGAAGCGAUCGGACAAAUACAGAAGUGUCAGUCGUGCUCUGUUGCUCGAAACGAUUCCAAGAUGAGGGUGCUGUUAGUUUGCCUGGCAAGCUUACUGGUCUGCCUGAAGACGGCUGAUUCUCACUCAUUGCCGCAAAAGGAUUAUGACACUGACUCCAGCAACCAUGACAUUACCAAUCCACUGAAUGACACCAGCGGAAAUAAUAGCAGCUCGGUCCCCGACAACUCCAGCGGAAUCUUUGAUUCUAACACCACAACAUUCAUUGCGCGUACCAUAACUAGGCGUGGCAAUAAAGUGGACAAAAGUAUAUACGCCUACAAAAACGGCAAAGUGAAGAAAAUUUUAGAAGACGGCAAUGCCAUCUCAGAUUGGUCUCCGAAGUCGCGCACCUUUUUGGGUAAUAAGGACGGUAUCUACAUUUACGACACAGAAACAGAGAAGCUUGAGAAGUACGGCAAUCUGAGUGACAACGUCAUCGGGAUCACAAUAGAGAACCACAGUGACGACCUGUACAUUCUGACAGAAGACCACGUCGUCUACAAGGUCACGGAGGAAGGCACCAAGAAAGUCAAAAUCAACGAAGCUGAGCAUGCCGAGAAAAUAGCGCUGGACUGGGAUGACAACUUAUACUACAUCGGAGCGAACGAUCACCCGUAUGUUGUCACUUCAGCCGGUGCGAAGAAGAUCGAAGGUCUUCCAGUUAACUCAACCAUACCGUUAAUCUCUAGGCCUCCGAUCACAAUAAAGCACGGAGCGUGGCUUAUGUCCCUAAAACAGCCUUACAUCAUCUAUCCCAACGCGACCAGUGAACCGUACGUGUUCAGUGACCAAGAGAAGUUGGAAUAUAUGAAAACAGAGCGCGCUUUUGAAACUAUUCUCUCACAGUUGGAGAACCAACUAGCGGAAUAACGUAAUAUCUUCGGAUUUCGCGAGUUGUAGUGAUAAUUAAAAUGACUUUUACAGACGACGACAAACACGACAUUAAACUGUAAAAGCAGUCUUAAUUAUAUUAUAGGAAUAACGUGUUUUUGAUUGAAAUGAAAUCCGAAUGAAUCUUGUGGAAUGUU